Messenger RNA from Trametes versicolor FP-101664 SS1, 3036 nucleotides. RefSeq lists its product as uncharacterized. The record is from RefSeq and is a predicted model, not a curated record. The coding region runs from base 1 to 2892 and encodes 963 amino acids. NCBI's taxonomy places the organism in Eukaryota, Fungi, Basidiomycota, Agaricomycetes, Polyporales, Polyporaceae. The transcript has 10 exons.
AUGGCGCCACGCAAGAAGACAGGCACAGCCGCGAAAACAGCCCGACCCGCCAAAGCUGCAGCCAAACCUCGUGGUGGUGCAGCUAAGAAGGGAAAAGCGGUGGCCGAAGUUGCUGAACCGAUCGUGAACGAACACGCAGGGACACCUUUAGAACGUCUGGAGGGAGAGCCGUCGGCGGACAUCAAAGGUGACUUACAGCGCCUCCUAGAUGAGACGUGCAAGAACAAGACCGCGAAAGACCUUGAGACGGACGAAGCAGUCAUCCAAGGGCUCCGCAAAGUCCUGCUCUCCUGGCGGGACGUGCAAUCUGAGGAUAAACCGCAGAAGCUCGUCUACCUGUUGGACACCGCCCACGACCGCAAGCAGCUUCGCCUUGCCGCUCUCGACAAGGAGGACGCGAAGAAGGCCACCCUGCUUGACGUACAUGCACGCAAGUACGGUUUCCACGUCGGCCUCGGAGAAAUUGUUUUCCUCGAAGAAGGUUACGGGCUGCGUAUGGGCGGUCCCCGUGGACAAAACCGGGGCGGGAGGUUCGGUGGGCGGUUCGGUGGCUUCUAUCGAGGCUGCCACGGCUAUGGAGGCAUGGACUCGGGCUCCGAAAUGGACUCAGAGUCUGAAGGGGGCUGGGGUGAUCUAUACUCGGACGCUGGUGGGGAUGAUGUAGAGAUGGAGGAGGUCCACGAGACGAAGCUAACCCUCGAGAAUCUGGUGGAUUUGGAGGGCACGGUUUUAGCAGAAGCCGUCGAGCUCACUGCGGGAGCGGAGGUUAUGCACGAGGACGUGAAAAAGAAGCUGAAGAUACGCGGGCAUACGAAGCAGAAGUUCAGCGCGACCAAAUGCAGCACGCUUGAGCGCUGGUACCGUGGCAGGGCCCUGCUCGUCUGGCCAAAGAGUCGCCACUUCGAUAUCCUCCACGGCCCAAACGCCCUCACCCAUGCUUGCUACGCACUCAAGAAAUCUACUUCCGCUCAGCCCACAAGCGAAGCCCGGGAUCUUGUCAACAUGAUCCUCUCGCGCACCGAUGUGGUCCGAAGCUGGGCUGCCAGCACCUAUAUUUGCGAAGCAGCUGUGCUCUGGGGCGAUGCCGAUCUCUGGGUGCGCGCUGUGCGCGCGUGCGAGACUGACCGCGCCAUCUCUGAGUUACGGCCUGACAACAUCUUCGCCGCCGUCAGCGCAUUCGGUUUCGACGCAAUCAAGGAAUGCGUCGAACGCGCCCUUGAGCAAGAUAAGACACCCUUGAUAACACUUCUCUUCCUCGAUAACCUUGAAGCCAAGGCCUCUGGAGACGAUGGCGCUUCAUACGCGUUCGCUGAAGAAUGGGCACCUGAAUGGCGCCUCAAGGUCGUAAGUGCGAUCAAGAAUCCAAACACCUAUGAAGCUGGGACCAUCCUGGCCGCCAGCAUGAAGGCAGGCGGCGCAAAGAUUCUGGAGAAGACGGUCAUCCCCACGUUGAAGGCCACCGCCUCGCCCGCGUUCAUGCUUGCCCUUGCCGAGCAGGUGCACGCAACUGACGGUAUCACGCCCGGGGUCAAGAAGCGCAUCGUGAAGGAUGCGCUUGUGUUCGCGCUGUCGCAGGCAAAGAUCUACGACACCAUGGACGACGCGGCGACGCUCACGUUCGCCGAGGCCGCCCUCAAGGCGUGCCUGCAGACCGGGAACGAGGCCAGCGCCGCUGAACUCGCCCAACGCUUGGUCGACCUGUCGGGGCUGGACGAGGCCGCUGUGCGAAAGCGUUUCACAGGUGUAUUGUUGCCGCUCGCUGGGGCGGUUCCGAAGCUCGUAGGCGAUCACCCGAGCGCGAAGGUGCUGGCGGCGGUCAACCCAAUCUGCGAUACUGCAAUCACCCAGUUUUGGCAGGGCUUGUCUGCCCCGGACGCAACCGUCAACAACAAAGAUGUGAAAGCUUUCCUCGACACCACACGCAUGAGUAGCAUGACAGUCCCUGAUAUCAUCGGGAAACUACUAAUGCUUGACCUCAAGUCCUCCAUCCUGGAGACCUUCAUCAACGAGCUCAACAGCAGGCGCUCCGCGGGCACGCUGGACGGUAUCGAUAACGCGCUCCCCGCGCUCGUGCAGAAGUUCGCGCAGAUCGUGUCUAUCGACACGUCAAGCUUUAUGUACUACAAAUACCGCUUCCAGCCCCCAGUCGUGCAGUCCGUCGCAUGCUGCAUCCGCGCCGGCGUCCCCAACGCGGCACGCACGAUCAUCGACCGCGUCCUGAAGCAGUACCCCGCGGAAUCGGACGACGUGUCGUUGGUAGUGGUCCUCGUCGCUUCCCGCCUCCCCGGCUGGCUCGCCGAGCUCAAGCGCACGCCGACGGACCCCGCGUACGCCGCGCUCUUCAGACGCCUCUACACGUUCUGGGUCGACACCAUGAUGGUCCCGCUGCGCGUGACCCCGGGGCUGGACGCGUCGGUGGCCGCGCUCGAGAAGCGCAUCGCCGAGUGGGAGAAGGAGUGCGCGUGCGGGUCGUGCGACCGGAUCCGCGGCAUUGUGCAGGGAUGGCGGGCGGAGUACGAGUUCGAGGAUAUCAGCGCGAAGGUGCGCUCGCACAUGAAGCGGAGCAUGAACACGUACUUCGACAAGCAGAUCCACGCCAAGAAUUCACCGUACGGGCAUGGCUUCAAGGUCACGAAGUACACGGAGUUGCUCACUGCGUCACGAUGGCGGACCUGGAAGGCGGAGGGGAAUAGUUUCCUCAACGACCUCGCUGAGACGACGAGCGAAGGGGACAUCAAGAUCGUCUUGGGCAACGACUACGCGCGCAUCAUGCAGACCCUGCGUGGCACGGCAACUCCUGCUAAUGCUCUCAAGCGGUCUGCAGACAGCGCACCAGUGGCAUCGGGGUCCGGCUCAACCGCACCUCCGGCGGCGAAACGCAGGAAGGUCUAAACGAGUGUUUUGAGUCGGGCGCGAACAGCGCGCCGCGCGGUGUUCGAUUUAUUGGUAAAAUAUAGGGCAUCUAUCUAACAUCUGUCUACGAGCAGGUACAUCUAUCAUAGCCGCGAUCUCCUUAUUAUGCAGUCUGUCCGCUGA